AUGCUUCGAAAUUUUCAUGCUCACUACGGGGCCAUUCCAAACUUUGAAAGUGUCCGCAUGCCCUCCGCCUUCAAAGCCCCAAGAAGCCGGUUGGAACCAUUGGAACAUGCUCACUUAAAGGUUAAGCUUAAACGGGAAGCCCGCCAGUGCAGGUCGCACAGGUUAGAAUGCCCCAGCAGACCAUCAAGGGAGGAGAAAGCACAGAUCCGAGAGGUGGCCCCCCCCAGUCCCACCCCACUUCCUCACGCCGCUUGGCCUGGAUUGUUUUCGACGGCGAGCGAUAACUGGUUCGCGGCGGCGUGGUGGUGCCACCUGCGGCGAGCGACUCCGAAGCUACGAUUCGUUACUUUCGAGGCCGACAGGGAUCCGGUUCCGGGAGAAAAGUUGAUCCGGCAUAUCGGAUUAUGUAAUUAUCACCUCUGGCCCUGA
Molecule: messenger RNA, 429 nt
Organism: Coccidioides immitis RS
Lineage: Eukaryota; Fungi; Ascomycota; Eurotiomycetes; Onygenales; Onygenaceae
Exons: 2
Coding region: 1-429 (142 amino acids)
Source: RefSeq, a predicted model, not a curated record